This is a messenger RNA of Boleophthalmus pectinirostris (great blue-spotted mudskipper), 2159 nucleotides long. It is a transcript of the gene eif4a1a, whose product is annotated as eukaryotic translation initiation factor 4A1A. Gene Ontology annotation, biological process: cytoplasmic translational initiation. The record is from RefSeq and is a predicted model, not a curated record. NCBI's taxonomy places the organism in Eukaryota, Metazoa, Chordata, Actinopteri, Gobiiformes, Gobiidae. Bases 108 to 1322 code for a protein of 404 amino acids. Gene Ontology annotation, cellular component: cytoplasmic stress granule. The transcript is spliced from 11 exons. Gene Ontology annotation, molecular function: ATP binding; translation initiation factor activity; RNA helicase activity.
GGAGCCCGCGCGGCGUUUGGGCGGGACCAGAGCUGAUGACGCAGGCGGGCCGUAUGAGCUCCAGUCUCUGCCUCUGAGUGCACUCAUACACGCACCCACCCGCGAUCAUGUCCGCCGAAUACGACCACAGUGAAAAUGGCCCCGAUGGCAUGGAGCCAGAUGGAGUCAUUGAGGGAAACUGGUCCGAGGUUGUGGACAACUUUGAUGAGAUGAAUCUGCAUGAGAAACUGUUGAGAGGAAUCUACGCUUAUGGUUUUGAGAAGCCCUCUGCCAUCCAGCAGAGAGCCAUCCGGCCGUGUAUUCAAGGCUCUGAUGUGAUCGCUCAGGCCCAGUCUGGAACUGGAAAGACAGCCACUUUCGCCAUCUCUAUCCUGCAGAAGCUGGACUUGAGUUUAAAGGCCACACAAGCUCUGGUGCUGGCCCCCACCAGAGAGCUGGCUCAGCAGAUCCGCAAAGUAGUGGACGCCUUGGGGGAUUACUUAGGUGCCACAUGCUACGCUUGUAUCGGAGGAACCAAUGUUCGACAAGAGUCCCAGAGGCUGACAGAAGACGUGCCUCACAUAGUGGUGGGCACCCCUGGGCGAGUGUUCGACAUGUUGAGCCGCCGUAUUCUGUUAUCCAAGUCCAUAAAAAUGUUUGUUCUGGAUGAAGCUGACGAGAUGCUCAGUCGUGGGUUCAAGGACCAAAUUUACGAUAUUUUUCAGAAGCUGCCUUCAAGCACACAAGUGGUCCUGCUCUCCGCCACCAUGCCCGCCGACGUCCUGGAGGUCACCAAGAAGUUCAUGCGCGACCCCAUCCGCAUCUUGGUCAAGAAGGAGGAGCUGACCCUGGAGGGCAUCCGGCAAUUCUACAUCAAUGUGGAGAAGGAGGAGUGGAAGCUGGAGACUCUGUGUGACCUGUACGAGACCCUGACCAUCACACAGGCUGUCAUCUUCCUGAACACGCGCCGGAAAGUGGACUGGCUCACCGAGAAGAUGAGCUCCAGGGACUUCACUGUGUCUGCUCUGCAUGGGGACAUGGAGCAAAAGGAGAGGGAGAUCAUCAUGAAGGAGUUCCGCUCGGGAAGCAGCAGAGUGCUCAUCACCACUGACAUUCUGGCCCGAGGCAUUGACGUGCAGCAGGUGUCUCUGGUCAUCAACUAUGACCUGCCCACCAACCGAGAGAACUACAUCCACAGGAUCGGGCGUGGAGGACGUUUUGGCCGAAAGGGCGUGGCCAUCAACAUGGUAACAGAGGACGACAAGCGCACCCUGAGGGACAUCGAGACCUUCUACAACACCACCGUCGAGGAGAUGCCCAACAACGUGGCUGACCUCAUCUAAAGAGGGCACCUACAGAGCACCCGCCCAGAGCACCCAGAGCCUGUGGACCCUGACCAUGGCCCCGGGGUGCCAGCGCUCCUCUGGGCUCUCAUAGAACAGAUAAACCUGGUCUUCUGCCUGCCAUGUUCUUGUGUAGAAUCUGAAUCAUUAGUAAAGACUCUCUGGCCAACACAACGCAGUGUUUCCUGUUCAUACAGACUAUGGUGGCCCCUCGCGGUCAAAAAAGCAAACUACAUUAAAUUCAGCAGGAGAUGCUUUUAGCUUUUAUAUUAUAAACAUAAAAUAGCAAAAAAAAUUAAAAUAAAUGAAUAAAUAAUUGCCCGAAGAUUAACUGUAAGAACUGAACUGAAACGACCUUAAUCAUGUGAGCAGCAGCGCCACAGUCUGGCUGAGCAGGGCAGUGCACACUGUGGCGUCGCUCCUCUGCUCCUCUCACCACCUCAUAAGUGGAUGUAGUGACAGGAGUAGUCAGCGGGGGGCGCCAGUGUGUCCCUCUAAAGUUCCAUUAAAGGGUGUGGGUUAAUCUUUUUUUUGUUUUUUUUGUUUUUGUUUUAUUCUUUUCUGAUGUCACUUUUCUCAGCUACCUCACCACACUGCUGGGAGGAGUUUUGUAACACGGACCAAAUGGACCUCUCGACGAUGGUUUGACAGUGUAAAAUUCUAUCUAAGCAUUGAGCGGUGUGGGGCUUCGACACUUACUGUUGGAGAGUGCUAUUUUUAAGUGACUUUAUGAACUUGUUAAACUUUGGGACAGAAGCGGUGUAACAGAUUUUCUACAUUGGAUUCUGUAUAGUAUUUAUUUAAUGGUCUUUAAUAAAAAUAAAGGUUGCUCCUUUA